AUGCCUUGUAUAUUAAAAGUUAAAAUUGUAGAGGCCAGAGAUCUCCCAAUUAUGGAUCGGAGUUCUGCUUUGGCCGAUGCUUAUGUAGAGAUAAGGUGUGGUUCGAAUGAAACCCAAAAAACAGAUAUUCAAAAGAAAACAUUAAAUCCAAUUUGGAAUCAAGAUUUUAGGUUCGAUUUUUUAAACGAUUUAGAAAUUCAAGAUAAACCAUUAGAUAUUAGGGUUUGGGAUUAUGAUUUAGUAUCAAAGAAUGAUAUGAUUGGUUCAGUAUUGAUUGAUUUAAAUGGUUUAUUGGAUGGAGAAACACCAACUUCACAAUUAUCAGGAUGGUUUCCAAUUUAUGAUACACUUCGAGGUAUUAGAGGUGAGUUAUCGGUUGUAGUAAAGUUAGAAAAAUUUAAAAAUGAUAAUCCUUUCAAAGAAUCAUCCGAUGGUAUUCAAUUUUUUUCAAGUUCAACACCAUUUUCGAAUUAUAGAAUUAAUACUAUUCAUUCCUUUGUUGAAGAGUUAAUCGUUGAAAAUGAUCCAGAGUACCAUUGGACUGAUACUUUUCGUGCAUCAAGAUUAUCAAAUUUCGAAAGACAAUUUUUAUUAUACACUUUAUCAGGUAAAUUGCGUAGACAAAUGGGUAAAAAGGUAGUUGAUAUGGGUGGUAAUGCAGUAUUGGGUUAUAAACAGCAUUUUGAUUUAGAAGGUGAUUCAGGUAUCGUUGCAAGAGGUUAUGGUACUGCUGUUACAUUAAGAAAAGUUACAGAGGCAGAUUUAGUUUAUUCACCAAAACAUUUUUCAUCAAAUGAGUCUUCAAUCGAUUCAUCAUCAGACUCUUCAUCAUCAGACUCCUCAUCAGAUUCAUCAUCAUCAGAUUCAAAAAAUAGUUAUGAUUUAAGCUCAUCAUCUUCUUCAUCAUCAUCAACUAAUAGUAUUGUAAAUAAAACCAGAAGAAAACGUAGAGAUAAAAUAUUAACAUUACAUGCUGAUGUUCAGCUUUUAACAUUACAGUCGUUUCAAUCAAAUGUCGUUGUUCAUAUUGGUGGUGUAGUUGCAACCAAAUCAGUUAAAAUUUUAAAGAAAUCAAAUACUCAAGAUGUCAGAGAUCAAUAUUGGACCGAGAUUCGUAAUGAAAUUAAAAGCCAUGCAAAAUCAUUGGGUUGUAAUUAUAUUAUUGGUUAUUCAGAAACUACGACAAUUCAACAAGAUGAAGAUCUUUGUAUAUUCAGUGCUACUGGUACUGCUGCAAUCUUAGAUUUAUUGGAUAAGAGUGAUACCAUUCAAAUGGGUACAAGUGGUGGUAUAUACGAUUCCAAAAAGAGUUUAUUAGCAUUUGGUAAUAAAAGACGUAAGGCUAGAUCAGGAUGUAAUAUUUGUCAUAUUCCAUUUAAACAAUCUGAAGAGAGCAAUACUGUAAAAUGUGCAGUUUGUAGAAAGAAAUACGUACCAGAGGUUUUACUUGCAACUAUCGAACCUCCACCAGGUAUUCCAAUUACUGGGGUUGGCUCAUUAAUUCAAGCUAGAGCCUGUAAAUUAAAAAAGAAAUCCCAAGGCGAAGAAUCUAGUGCUUUUCAAUUAUCAGAAACAAUUCCAUUUGUCGAGUAUGAUCUCCACAAUCAAAUUAUGUAUAAAUUAAAACUUUUAGGUAUGAAUGCAGCUUUUAAUUUAAAAACUCAAAUUACCUUUAGUGAUACCCUUGUAAUUGGUAUUGCCACAGCCACUGCUGUUUUUCUUACACCACUACCAUCACCACCAAUCCUAAAAAUUUCUCGUAAUCUUGAAAUUACUGAUGACAAGUCUCGUCGUAUUCAUGAUUUACAAGCUAAAAUUGAAAGAAAAAGUUUACAUAAUCACAAUAAAAAUGCCACAUCAUCCAAUAUUCCAAUACCUUCAAGUCAGUUACUCUCUACUCCAAAUUCAAAUAAAACUGUAAUUAAAAGACAUCAAAAUCACCAACAUCAACAACUCGAUACAAGUUCUGGAGAAUCUGAUAUUUUUACUCAAUAUCAACCAGAUAACAUUAAUGAACUUUCCACAGCCUAUAUUUUGGAAAUUGAUGAUAACUUGGACGAAGACAAAAUGAAAACUCUUAUUGAUUUCGAAAUACUAGAUGGUUUUUCACUUUGUAAUAGCGAUACAUUACCAGGUCAAACCAAGCCAACAACCAAUGUUCAACUAAUCACAGCAAUUAGAAGAGUAGAAUUCGAUGUAGUAGAUCCAAAUAGUGUAAAUACCCAACUUUCAAAUAUAUUUAAUAGUCUUUAUGAAAGUGUUAUGUACAAACUGCGUGAACUUUCACCUUGUUGCAUUAGUGGCAUCAAUAUGGACAUUGAAAUACCCGAAGAUGACCAAAUUCAAUUUGUUUUGACCGCUAUGUGCACAAUUCAAAUGGAUGAUGUCGAAACAAGCUUUAUUUCAACACCAUUGAUGGACAAUAAUCCUGGAAGUGUUAAUCCAUUACUACCACCACCCAUGAACUUAUCUUCAAACAAGUUUGUUGGUAAUACAUUACCUCCUUUAAAUUCUAUCAAUGAAUUAUCAUCAAAUGUGGCUCCUAUAGCAUUAAAACAACCACCACCAACAUUACCAUCACAAUCACAACUACAACCACCGCAAACCCAAAAUCAACAAUUAUCUCCAUCGGCUAUUCCUGCUGAUUUACAAUUCGAUAUGUCUCCACCAAAAUCCCCAAUGAAAAAAACAACAGAUUCAAUUAAUUCAUUUUUUGGCAAUAAACAGGGUUAUGUCGAACUUACACCACUAUUCCAUUUACCUGGAGGCAGAUUAGAAAAAUAUUUAGGACGUAUUAGCAUUCAUUUAAUCAAAGAAACUUUUAGUGUAAAAGACCAAGGUGGUUUAGGUGUAUUCAGUCAUGUCUUUUUAAGAGAAGCCAAUGCUAUUGUAAGAUCCCAUGUUCUCGCAAUGGGUGGUAAUGCAUUAAUUGGUUAUCAUAUUGAUGAAUUCAAUUUAAUCUUAGAGAAUGGUCCAAAAGGUCAAGCAUACUCAUUAAUUUCAAUUAGUGGUGAUGCUUAUAAUUCAAAAAAUCAAUUAUUUAACAAUAUAAAUAACAAUAGUAAUAAUAAUAUUAAAAUAUCACAUCAUAAUAGUGGCCAUCAUAAUUUAAACUACUACCAUAAUAAUCAUUAA
This is a messenger RNA of Dictyostelium purpureum, 3135 nucleotides long. RefSeq lists its product as uncharacterized. Gene Ontology annotation, biological process: positive regulation of vesicle fusion; positive regulation of D-glucose transmembrane transport; intracellular protein transmembrane transport. The coding region runs from base 1 to 3135 and encodes 1044 amino acids. The record is from RefSeq and is a predicted model, not a curated record. The transcript has 7 exons. Gene Ontology annotation, molecular function: calcium-dependent phospholipid binding; calcium ion binding. Gene Ontology annotation, cellular component: plasma membrane. Lineage: Eukaryota; Evosea; Eumycetozoa; Dictyosteliales; Dictyosteliaceae.